UUUUCACUCACCCCAUUCAUAACUGGUGUUCUCUUCUCUUUCUCUUUAUACAAACAAACAAAUGUAUUUGCGUGUAUAUACAAGGAAAAACAAGAAGGAAAAAAGUGUUGAAUGCUCUGAGUUCCAGCAGAUUAAAAGUUCACUGAAAAUGGGAAGUGAAAAAUCAGAUAGAUCAGAAUCUGGCAAUUUGAUAUCUUUGACGGGUGUCCAGAAAGAGAAAUUCUGUAUUGAUUGUGCUGAACAAAAUCAGCAAACUAGUAUGAGGGUCUUAAAAGAAGAAGAAUCAAAGAGUCGAAAGAAUAGGGUAGGCCCCGGGGACCUUAUUUGGGGAAAGGUAAUGUCUCAUCCAUGGUGGCCGGGGCAAAUAUACAAUGAGAGUCUAGCACCUUCUCCACUAGGCCAUGCCAAGAAAGAUGGUUCAGUUCUAGUUUCCUUUUUUGGUGAUGAUAGUUAUGCGUUGCUUGAUCACGAUCAAGUCAUCCCCUUUGAACCUCAUUUUGAGGAGAAGUCAAAGAUGUCAAAACUUCAAACUUUCAGUGUGGCAGUUGAAGAAGCUAUUGAUGAGCUGAAAAGGAGAGCUGCACUUGGCUUGACUUGCUUCUGCCUACACCCUGGUAACUUUCGGCCUACAAAAAUUGAAGGGCUUUACGAAGUUGAUGUGAGCGGGUAUGAACAUGGGGCCAUUUAUUCAUCAAAACUGAUUAAAAAUUGUAGAGAUGGUUUCCAGCCACAUGGGAUGUUUUCAUUCGUAAAGCAGUUGGCCACGUCUCCAAGAUCUUUGCUGAAUAUUUAUGGGAUAAUUAACAGUGCAAAGGUUACUGCUUACAGAAAAGCAGUUUUUGAAGAAAACGAUGAGACCUAUGAUCAGGCGUUUGAUGAAUUUGAAAAAGAUGAUGAGACUUCUGGUCAGGCAUUUGGAGUGAAAGCCUCAAGCUCAGAGUAUCUGGCAGAAUUUUCAAAAAACGGAAAUCAACUUCAAGGUACUGCUGGUGCUCAGGUAGAAGCUGCAGCCUCAAAUGGACCGAGAGUAUUUGUAAUAUCCACUGAAAUAGCUCGUUUAGAGAGGAAUAAUAGCGUUACUGUGGCGAAACCUUGUGUUGAUAUUGCAUCAGAGAGAUCAGGACCUGCUGCUCUACAUUAUAAACACAAGGAUAAGGCUUCAGUUUAUAGGAAGUUGAGAAGGUCAGAGGUAUCAAAAACACUGGAUAAAUCUAAACGUUCCCAAUCACUCAAUGUGCCUAACGUGAUUACAAAAGAGAAAUUGCAAAAUCUCAAAUGCCCUAUCAUUCCUUUUGAUGCAUCUGUAAUCGAAGAAAAGGAAAAAGAGUCAUGUAAAGGAGAAAUCAAAAGGAAGAGGAUGAAAUGGUCUCCACCAAAUGAACAGGGGCAGAAAGGUAAGUUCCAGAAAGAUGCUACCUUUGACAAUAUACAUGCCAAAUCAGGUGGAGAAACUGGCAGGACCUAUUGUCACAAAAAUAGAGAAACUUGCAAAAAGAAGAAAAAUAACAGGGUUAAUGACUACGGUACUCCACGAAAUGGUGGUCUUUUGUCCGACUUGCUAGCUUUUGCAUGUGAUCCAUUUUAUGGAACAGAACUGGGGAAUGCUACUGGUGCAUUGACGCUUUUGAAGCAAUUCCGAUCAAACUUUUACCAAAAGAGUUGUUGUCCAGAUGAACAUGAGACGACCAACAAAAAGCGGACACUCUUGGAAUGCCAAGAACGUAUGACUAGGAAAGAAGAGUUGAGGGGCUUGAAGUCCUUGCGCAUGACAAAGAAGUAUGAUGACCAAAAACUUUUGACACCCCAAGAAGGGACUGACCUUAACAUCCAAUCAACAUUGCCUGUGCAGUCUGAGAUGAAGUCAUUACCGAGGGAGUUGCCCAAGGAAAAUUCUAAGUGCAGGUCUGAUGUAGAAGAACAAGCAUCUCCCAAAGGUAACGCGAAUAGCAACUCCAUAGUUUGUGAGUAUCCAGACGUUGAUGCAUCUUCUGCAAAAGUUAAUAUUGGUGGCGAAAACUGUCGAGAGGUCCUUUCUGAAGUCGUGUGUGCUUCAAGUCCUGUUUCUUCUAGCAUUCAGUACAAGUAUAAAGUUGGUAGUUUGGAUGAGACCGUUGCAGCCAUUAACAGGAAAUAUUCCAUGGAUGAGGGAUGGAAGAGUCAUUAUCAACAAAAUCUCAGUGCCAUUAACAGUUCAAAUUUGUCACUUCAGCUGUCUAACCUUCUCCAGAAGUGCAAUGACAUUUUGGGUCACAGAACCAGUUCAGCAACCAGAGUUAACUCAAAUGAAUGAUAAGCUAUACAGUAUACUGAUGGAGCUUGCACAAUGAGAAGGAGAAAAGAGCAUAGAACUUGUUCUCAUUGUAGGUUGAUGGGGUUAACUCAAAUUGCGGAAGAUGUUGUAGGGGUUUCAUUCCCUAGCUUGAUUUCUAGCUAGUUUUCUUUUGUUGCUUUGUUUCUCUUUCGAAAAAAAAGUCCUUGUGAAAUAGGCCUAUCAUGCCCUUGUGGUCUACUUUCAUGACUUUCUAGUUUUGGUCCAGUACCAUUGUAGGUUGUUUGAA
Molecule: messenger RNA, 2558 nt
Organism: Nicotiana tabacum (common tobacco)
Lineage: Eukaryota; Viridiplantae; Streptophyta; Magnoliopsida; Solanales; Solanaceae
Source: RefSeq, a predicted model, not a curated record